AUGCACCCACAUCGGCCCGACCGCGCCGCUUUCCCCGACCAAAGCACAUCGGAUCAGCGACAGAUCGAUAUGAGGAACUCACGCAUCGGCGACACCGACCAUCGCUUGCCCCCAAGACAAGCCUCGUCGGGUCUGCCGCAGGCGCGAAUGGAGGCUGGAUUGGGAUACGCGUCUGCUCCUGGUGCUGAUGCCGAUGCUCAGCCAUAUCAUCAUUCCAAGCCACCGCCUCAUGCUGCUUCAUCUUCCCACGCUCAUCGUUCCCACGACUAUCGAUCUUGGUCACCAGACCGAUCCAACCGAGAACCUGCCCGACCUUCGCAUCUGCAGUCUCAUCUCGAUCGACCUCACUACGACAACUAUCCACCGGCAAACAACAUUGAUCCGCGUCAUCGUGGUCAGUACUUGGAUCAACGAUCUCCUCGCGAUCUCUCUCGCCCUGUCCAUGCGUCGCCUUACCCCACUGCCUCAUUCGAUGCUCAGCGUCGACAGCAGCCGUAUCAGGACCACAUUGGUCACCAACAACCGGCUGCUCAUGCCUUUCGUGGUCAUCCAUAUCCUGAUCACGCCUUGCCUCAUUCCUAUCAAGACCCUCGCUCCGGAGCUCAAGUGCGUCCCAAUCUGCCUUCUCCUCGAGACGCGCAUCGAUCCGUCGAACGCAUCCCACCCAUGGGUGCAUUUACUAGUCGCGACGCCUACCCUUCUGAUCAGUUCGGUCAUGCUCGCUAUCCGCCCGUCGCUUCAGCCCACGACGCUCGCCCAUGGCCAGAGAUGCGUCGCUACUCGGACGGCCCUUCUCGUCCAUCUACCUCCACCUCGUCCGACCCCGCCUUCCCGGCGAAUAAGUCGACCCUCCCUUCGCGAAAGCGAAAGAAGCAGUUCAAGUACAUGCUUGAGCUCGAAGCCGCCGACGCAUCCAAACCGGCCAACGACGAUGCGGAGAAAGACGAGCUGGAUGCAGACGGCAUGGACACAAUCGACACCGCUGGUGGUAUCGACAGUGUCCCUCAGCGCAAAGAGAGCAGGAAAAAGGUCAAGAAGGCCUGCAUCUUUUGCAAGCGCAGUCACAUGCCGUGCGAAGAGGCGCGACCGUGCAAGCGCUGCGUCAAGCGUGGCAUCUCGCAUCUGUGUAAGGAUGCUGAACCUGCAUCCGCCUCUGGCAACGCAUCUUCUAAGGCAAAGAGCGAAGAGACGCGCCAGGCUGCACGCGCAAAGCAACGCAAGGGCUCCAAAGACGCGUUGCGCACCAACACCGACCAAGCCCUCGACAACGAAUCCGGAUCCGACUCGGAGAGCCUAGCCUCUUCCUCGGCCGCCUCGUCUUUCCACCGUCGAAGCUACGACAUGAACGUGAUGCCCGGUGCGGCGGCGCGCGAUCCGGACUACCGACCGACGAUGCCCGUGUCGAUGCUCUGCUCGCCUGCUGGGGCCGAGUUGGCGCGUCGUCCCGCCAAACGUGCUGCUUCGCCCGGCGUCUCGCAAAAGGAGCAGGAGGACGCGUGGAAUCGCACCAUGGACCCGUCGACGCAGACCAAGAUGAAGCAGAUGCUCGAGGCGGGCAACGCGGCGCGCGAUCUGAGCGAUGUCUUUGGCGAAAUCCCCACAUCGCUGCUCAUGACACCUGCGCAGGCCAGCCUUCCUCGGGGACAGUCGAUCCUGCGACCUGCAUCGGCCGAAUUGACCAGCUCGCCUCCGCGUAAUGACGGAAGCGAGCGCGAACAGCGACUCAAACGCUCCCUCUCCAUGACUCUUACCACUACCCCGCACGAGGUCGACGAAGCCGGUUUCAAACUCCCUCGUCGACCCCGCCACCUACUGCAGGAAGAAGCAGCCACCACCUCGGAACUGCGCGGUGGCCCUCCGACUUACUCCUACACCUACGGUUACGCCAAACUCGCGCGGUGGAUGCACACGCGUUUCUCACGCGAGAGCUGCGAGCAGGUCGACCAAGCUCUCUCGGUGAUCCGACCCAAACUCAUGGCGCUCUCCCGCAGCCUACCGGAAGCCGAGCUGAUCGGAGUGGAAGACAGCUUCUACCAGCUGCUCGAGUUUUACACGGCCAAUGUGAUGGAGACGAUUCCGAUCCCGAUGAUCCUGGCGAGACGAACGGGCGAGAUCUACGCGGCCAACUCGCACGCGUGCAAUCUGAUGCAGUUGCCGCCGUCGAUCUUUGAAGGAGGGCAGAUUUGCCACUACCAGCUGGUUUCUGAGAAGGACGCGGUCAACAUGUGGGGAAAGUACGCCAAGGAGGCAAGGGGCGAAUUGGAUAGCGCCCCGAGCCAGACGGUCAUGCUGGAGGUCGAUCGGAGUUUGUUGUUGUUCGACAAGCCGGGUUUUGAUCCGUGCACGGGCGAGUUGUUGGGUGACGGGAGUGGGAGGUGCGAGGAUGGAAGUGCUGCGGUGAUCAGAAGGAAGGUCAUUGUGACGUUCGAGGCCAAGAUGAGCAAGCACGGAUUGCCGUUCAUGGUGACCGGGUUUAUUGUUCCUAUUCCGGAGGAGGAUUGA
Kalmanozyma brasiliensis GHG001 is the source of this 2502-nucleotide messenger RNA. RefSeq names its product Zn(2)-C6 fungal-type DNA-binding domain protein. Gene Ontology annotation, molecular function: DNA-binding transcription factor activity, RNA polymerase II-specific; RNA polymerase II transcription regulatory region sequence-specific DNA binding; zinc ion binding. The record is from RefSeq and is a predicted model, not a curated record. The coding region runs from base 1 to 2502 and encodes 833 amino acids. Gene Ontology annotation, cellular component: nucleus. Lineage: Eukaryota; Fungi; Basidiomycota; Ustilaginomycetes; Ustilaginales. Gene Ontology annotation, biological process: regulation of DNA-templated transcription. The transcript has a single exon.